Eremothecium cymbalariae DBVPG#7215 is the source of this 696-nucleotide messenger RNA. It is a transcript of the gene NDL1, whose product is annotated as Ndl1p. NCBI's taxonomy places the organism in Eukaryota, Fungi, Ascomycota, Saccharomycetes, Saccharomycetales, Saccharomycetaceae. The coding region runs from base 1 to 696 and encodes 231 amino acids. The record is from RefSeq and is a predicted model, not a curated record. The transcript has a single exon.
AUGGACAAGAUUAAAUCCUUGGAUCAAGCAUGGGAUGUAAUCAAGACGUUGCAGCAGCAGCUUGCGGACUUAGACACCACAGGCAAGGAAUACGAAUUCCAGUUAGAGCAGACAAUAGAGGUUCUAAGACGAGAACUAGAAGAAGUACAACAUCAUGCUACCGAAACUAUUACCAAGCUAGAGAUCCAAAUUGAUGAGCUACAAGAACAGAAUCGCCAAUGGGAAUCUAAAUAUAUUAGUGAACGAGAACAAAAUGGACAUCUAAUACAGGAUAAACUCAUCCUUCAAUGUGAAUUAGAGCAAAUGAAAGAAGAGGUAGCAAGGAUACGGAUAGAUGAACAAUAUGAUGUUGAUUCCAAUAGUGAUUCAGACAAGAGUUCAUCUCCAACCACUCCAGAUUCAAUGAGCCCGAGUGGUCUUGGACCUCCAUUAGCGUCCCCUAUAGCAUUUGAUCGCCCGAUGGCCUCGUCAAAUGUCGGCUCAUCUAUAUCUGUGAAAAACCGUCUGCCUAUAGAAAAUAUUAUUGGGCUACCAAGCCAACACCACUCAUCUUGUUCACCGCAAAUCAGAGUCAUGUUCAAGGGGGCCUCUUUGAUGCUACAAUCUAUGAUCGGCGAUGAUUCCAAAAUGAUUGUGCCGAGUUUGAGCCAGGCCACUGUGAUGGCCACGACGUCGUCUCAAACUCCAAAACGAUAA